This is a messenger RNA of Arabidopsis thaliana (thale cress), 711 nucleotides long. Its product is annotated as heavy metal-associated domain protein. The transcript is spliced from 3 exons. The record is from RefSeq and is marked reviewed. Bases 86 to 517 code for a protein of 143 amino acids. NCBI's taxonomy places the organism in Eukaryota, Viridiplantae, Streptophyta, Magnoliopsida, Brassicales, Brassicaceae. Gene Ontology annotation, molecular function: metal ion binding.
AAACACUCAAGCAAAUCUUGGUAUCUCUCAUCAAUCACACACACCGAUAUCGGAAUAUUCUCUCUGGUGAUUAUUUUCCGGCGAUAUGACGACGAGGCAACGCAUAGUUUUGAAAAUGGAUAUGAGUGAUGAGAAAUCUAUGAAGAAAGCUAUGAAGAUCGCAUCUGCAAAACCUGGUGUGAGAUCGGUCUCGAUUCAGGGACAGAACGAUCAGUUGGUUUUAUUGGGAGAAGGGAUUGACUUAGCCGAGCUAACACGUGAGCUUAAGAAGAAAGUUUGCAUGACGACUAUCAUCACCGUUCAGGCUGCGCCACCGCAGCAGCCACCGCAACCUCAUCCUAUGGGCCAGUACAACCAGAUGCCUCCGGCGAGAAGAUGUACCUGUGAGAUACCGAAUUCAGGUUUCUGCGGAUUUUGUAGAUCUAUGAGUCAACCCAAUUAUCAGGUGGUACCAUCGCCGUAUUAUCCCCCGAUGCUCUAUUGUCGAGAUGAGACCGAUGGCUGUAGAAUUUUGUGAUGUGAUUUUUGUUGAGUUUUCUUUAUUGAAAAAAGAAAAAAACAUUUUCUUAAUUUUCUGAUCAUAUGAUAUUGUAAAUAGAAAAUUGUUAAAUUCGUGGUGCUGUAAAUGUUUUUUUUUUUUUUAGUUUUUGAUUAAUUGUUGUAAAUGUUGUGACAGUGGAUAUUAAGAAAAUAACAUAAAGUCUUUGGUUA